Gymnodraco acuticeps is the source of this 990-nucleotide messenger RNA. RefSeq names its product mediator of RNA polymerase II transcription subunit 15-like. Gene Ontology annotation, molecular function: DNA-binding transcription factor activity, RNA polymerase II-specific; RNA polymerase II cis-regulatory region sequence-specific DNA binding. Gene Ontology annotation, biological process: regulation of DNA-templated transcription. Lineage: Eukaryota; Metazoa; Chordata; Actinopteri; Perciformes; Bathydraconidae. The record is from RefSeq and is a predicted model, not a curated record.
CGCUCAUCUCACUGAAGAAAUAUUUUUCUUUUCGGAAGAAGAUCCCGACAAAGCGGCCCUAUUUCUUUUCAGUCACAAAAAGUCAAAUAAUCCGAAAACCGACGAUGUACGCCAGGACAAAUACCGGCAGCACACACGGAGACUUUCAGGAUCGAAACGGAGUGAAUUAUGUGACAUCGACAGAGACUUUCGGCCACUGCUCCCAAUUGUUCUGGAAAAAGGAUCCCAACGACUCCGGACCGAGCUCCACCAUCAGCUGGUGUGAUCAGCUGCCCUCAUCCUCAGCAGUCCUGUCCAGCUCCAGCCUGUCCUCAGCGUCUCUCUCCAGCUCCAGCCUGUCUCUAGUGUCCCGGGCUCCGGCCCCCCCGGCAGCCACGUCAGCGUCAGACGACAUGGAGUCAGACGAGAGGCCGUACGUGUGCGACAUGUGCACCUGCGCCUACAAGCACGCCAGCUCCCUGCUCAACCACAAGCUCACCCACAAGAUCGGAGACUUCAGGUGCGACUUUUGCAGCAAGCCCUACACCAACUACAUGUCCCUGCGCAAUCACAUGCGGAUCCACGGUCAGAAGCGCUACAUGUGUGACCUGUGUGGGAAGGCCUUCCGCCUGGCCCGGUACCCUCCGCAACCACCAGAGGAUCCACGACGACGGGCCCAACCGCUUCGACUGCCCCUCCUGCUGCAAGAGCUUCAGGACCAUGCUGGAGCUGGCCCAGCACCGCUGCACUGCCGCCGCCAACACCAGCCAGUCCGGAGCUACAGGUGGAGGUGGGGCUGCUGGUGUUGGUCGUCGUGCCAACUACUCCAACCGCCGUCAGCAGCAGCAGCUGCAGCAGCAACAGCAGCAACAGCAGCAGCAGCAGCAGAACAGCGCUAACCCCAUGAUGCAGCCUCAGCACGGGGGACACGGCCAGCAGGAACCUCUGCCCCCCCACUGCGUCUCCCCCAUGUCCCAGGGAGGCGUGGGCAGCCAACCGGACCCCCACCAG